GGAUGGAGAGUUUGCUUUUGAAGUCAACCAAAGAGACAAAGACCAAAUCAUUGAGUUCAUGAAAGAGUGAGUUGCUGUUUGGGUACUUUUAGAAAACAAAAAGUGAUUCUUUGAAAUGUGUCUGUGAGUGCAAUUCCAUGUGAAGCAUCUUUAUAAAUAAGUGAAGUUCAGUAUUUGUUUAUUUAAUUUUUUUUUUUUAAUUGCCACCACAACCAACAGAGCAUGCGAGUGUUAAGUCAGCUGUUGUCCUACUUUUCUGCCACACUGAAAUGUGUCUUUUGAAAAAAAAGUUUCUACAUUUUUAAUAUCAAACUUUAAAAAAAGCAUUGAUAACAUUUAAAAAAAAUUAAAAUUAAUAAAUUCCUUCUAUGUUGAACAAAGAAAAAUCACCAGCUCCUUCAUUUGAGGAAUAUUGAAAAAUCUUAAUGUGAUCCAGGGUAAGAGUGCUUAAACUGAUAUUAGAUCAAAAAUAACAAACUUGACCUCAGUUUGACAAGUUUCCUUCCCUUUCAGCCCCAAAGAACCCCCUCCCCCUCCACCCCCUGAGGCCAAGUGGGAGGAGGUAGACAGUGAAGUGGUUCACCUCAAUGAUGACACCUUCAAAACAUUUCUCAAGAAGAAGAAGCAUUGCCUUGUCAUGUUCUAUGCCCCAUGUAAGCAUUGCCUUGUCAUGUUCUAUGCCCCAUGUAAGCAUUGCCUUGUCAUGUUCUAUGCCCCAUGUAAGCAUUGGUUCUGCAAUUCAUUGUCCCAUGUAAGCAUUGCCUUGUCAUGUUCUAUGCCCCAUGUAAGCAUUGGUUCUGCAAUUCAUUGUCCCAUGUAAGCAUUGGCUUGUGUAAUUCAUUGCAUCAUGUAACAACCAAUAUUGAUAUCUCCUCCUGUCAAGGUCAUGAAAUCAGAGGUAUGGUGUGUAUUGUGAUUUGUGAUAAUUGGGUUAAGUGAACGAGUGUGAACUCUUGGCAUAUCAAGUACGGGUGCGUGGAUUUUGGGUGAUAAGGGAGACAACGAUUUUGAGCGUCAGAGAGAUCUAGAGAGAGAGAGUAAGCUAGACAGAGUGAGAGUGAGCUAGACAGAGAGAGAUAGUAUUUUGGUUAUAUUCGCUGUGGGGCUUUUGCCUGAGGAUAAUAUUUUUCUGCCAGAUGUAUUUUAUGUAUCAGCUUCGUUGUAUCUACCAAGUGGAUGUUUUAGUUCUGUGAAAAUAGACCCAUAAUGUACUAUGAACCUCUUAGUGUAUUGAAUCACACUAGUCCGUGUUGUGACCAAGGAAGAUUUGCCAUUGGAAUAUUAGACAUCGGAAUAUUUGCCAUCAUCAUAAGAUAUAAGACCAGGCGGAGUAUUUGACACCCCACACCCCCCCCCCCCCCCCCCCCCCCUCAUUAUACAAGUUAUUGUUACUUAAUAACAAUUUCAUCUUCAUUGUGAAGCUAUGUUGUCUUGCUUUUAAAUGUGAAAUAUAUUUCAUCAUAUAUUUUAGUUUCUGCGCUACAUAUAAUAUGUGUUGUUGCAAACUUAUUAUAGUGUAGAGCAGCAGUUGACAAGGUUCAUAGUCUUUUGAAAGAUUUUGAUAUAAUGAAUAAGAAUAGAUAGAAACAAGCUUUACAAGGAUGGGGUGGUGGUGGGGGGGUGGCGUUUACUUAUUAAACAACAAUUAAAAAUAACACGCAUUUGUUCGAAGAUCUCAGUGUAGCUCUUUGUUUAGAAAUGUAAUUGUUCAUAUAAAAUCCUUCAAUGAAGUAGUUGGUGCUUUUCUUAAUAAUUGAAUUGUUUGUUACCGUAUUUUUAUAAUCAGACUUUGCGUGUUUCUGAGUUCAAAAAAAGGUAAAAACCCCUAUAUGAUGGGUUUAAAUUUUGGGUGAACUUUGUAACAAGAGCAUUUGAAACAAAGUUGAUGUGGUCUCUGUUUUAAGUGUAACAAAAAGUGUUUAAACUAGAUGGUUAAAUACUUCAACAUUUAUUGCUGUAAAAUCUUUUAAGGGUGUUGUCAUAGUCAUAAUCUUAUAUAAAUAUUUAUCAUUAUAAAUAUCUAUAUAAUUUCUUUAGGGUGUGGUCACUGUAAAAAGGCAAAGCCUGAGUUCAUGGCAGCAGCUGAUAAAUUUAAAGAUGAUCCAAAGGUAAGUGUUAUAGUUGGACUAGCGGACUAUACCGUCCAGACAGCCAACCGGGUCAACCGGCACGCAUGCGCUGGACCUGUAGACAGUGUGUAUGGACAGUGUGUUCCCGAGACAAGCAUAGAGUCAACAUUAUUGAGGACUUGUAUGUAUUAUAUUUAUGUGAAUGUUUAUUGUUGGAAAUAACAACAUUUUAAAAACAUAACAGUAAGUGAUAUUGUCGGGGGGGGGGGAAUUAAAAAAAUGACCUACCCGAGAAACUGACAUCCCAAGAAAGACUGUUGGCAGAUGACACAGUGGUAUAUAGAACGAUGGCCAACAGAUCCGACCAGGACCAACUUCAACAGGAUCUCAAUCGGUUNUUGGUGUUAUAAUUCUUUAAAAAAUUACAUCUUUUCAACUAUGCCAUUGGUUUAUUUUUACAAAAAGUUUAAAUUUUCUUAUCAAAGUCCCUACACUAUUGGCCACUAUUAGCGGUGCUGACUCUAGCCUCUGGUAUGUACUGAAUAUUAAACAUUAAACAAGCUCAACGCUCGAAACAAUCGAUUAAUGUAUCGUGAUCGUGUGGAAUUCGGGAAAGAGAAUUACUUUUAUUUCAGAUUAUGAUCCGGUGAGUCACAAAAUCUGGCAAAUUCCGAAAUCCGGUAUAUUCCGGAUUGCGGUUGUUCCGGAUACAUGUAAAUCCGGCGGAACCGGAUUUCACCGGAUAGUGCAAAAUCCGGCGGAAGCGGAUUCUAGACCGGAUUCCGGCACACCCCUAAACAAGACCCUAGGGUUCUUAAGGCGAAAUCUAAAGAUCGGCAACUCCAGUGUGAAAGAAAAAGGCUAUAAAGCCUUUGUCCGGCCGCUUUUAGAUUUUGCAUCUUCAGUCUGGGAUCCAUUUACCCAAAAAAAUGACAGGUUGGAGGCGGUCCAGCGACCGGGCAGCACGCUUUAUCCUGAACCGCUUCAGGAAUACCUCUAGUGUUGGCAGCAUGCUGGAAACACUGGGCUGGUCAUCAUUGGAGGAAUAACGACGACUAUCCAGGCUCUCCAUGAUGUACAAGAUAAAUAAUGGGCUGGUCCUCUGCUCCAGCAUUAAAUAGAAACUCGUUCCUCUCUCCCAUAGACAGUGAUGAGGCCAUGACAGGCAGUUCCGGCUCAUACCAGCAAGAAGCCAUUACAGGAAUCGCUCAUUCCAAUCAGGGACUGGAACAAGCUUGCAAAGGGAACAGUUGAGGCGACAACACCUGACACAUUUGCGUCUAUUGCCUCAAGCCUUGAAAGCCCCAGUUCAUGAUACCCUCGCUGAGUACCCCUUGCAACCAGUGAAAUAUCCUCAUCAACACCAGGCACAGAAGUACUGGAAAUCCCACCUACAUGCAUAGGAGCAAGAAUGAACCAUAAAUUGAUCGUGGGCCCUUAAUAUAUAGAAGAAGAAGAAGAAGAGUUUUUUUAAUAGAUGUAUUUGUUUAAUGGGAUGAGCUAGAGAGCGACCGAUUUUUAUCAGGAAGAUCAAUGUUUGAUGAAUCCAUGACAGAAUGACUAGUUGUUACCAGAAGAAUCAGUCUGAGGAUUAGUAUCUGAUGAAUCCAUGACAGAAUGACUAGUUCGUACCAGAUGAGUCUGUGAGUGUGAGGAUGAAUUCCAAUAAUUAUUGUGUUUUAUCAGAUGGAUUAGUGUCAGUGGAUGAUUAGGAGAAUAACUUUUUUUUAUGGUUUGAUUAGUGUCUGUGGAUGAUUAGGAUUAGGAGAACGAUUGGUUUUUAUAAUCUGAUUAGUGUUAUAAGGGCAUUGAAGUUUGCAAUAGUAGGUUGUUUCAUAUAUUUGGAACAUAAAUGAACUUUAACAUAGCUAUUGUGUGAUACAGUUGAAUUGAAAGUUAUUGAACCUCUUUGUGUCGUCCGAUCUGAUUGGUCUCCAUUUUUACUGAUAUGUUCAGGUGGCAUUUGCUGCUGUUGACUGCACUGUUCAGACAGGGACCUGCAGCACUCAUGAUGUCAAGGGCUAUCCAACAUUCAAAUAUUUCAACUAUGGCAAGAACUCCCAGAAAUACAUGGGUGGAAGAGAGGUACACACAUUUGGUUACAUUCUUUCAAUUCUUGUUUUAUACAGCAAUAGUUUUAAUGUAGUACUCUUCUAUUAUGCUUAAGCUAUCCCUUUAUUGUUUGAUAAAUCAAUAUUUGAUGCGUAGCAGAUCUACUAUUGAAAUUAUGUAUAUCAGUAUGUGGUAGAUCUACUAGUCUGCUUGUCUGUAGCAACAUGUGGCAGAUCUGCUAGUGUGCUUGUCUGUAUCAACAUGUGUCAGAUCUACUAGUGUGCUUGUCUGUAUCUCCAGGAACUUGAUUUCAUCACCUUCAUGAAUGACCCCCAAAACCCAGCCCCUACACCGAGCCCCCCACCAGCUGAGUCCUUGGAGGAUCAGUGGAAAGCCUUCCCUGGCUACAAAAGUCUUGUCUUCCUGACGUCAGCCAACAUCGACUCUGUCAUAGCAGACAACGUCCAAGUUCUGGUCAUGUUCUAUGCCCCAUGUAAGUUCAGUGUUUGUCAGAAAACAGUCGACCAUUACAUUUUGUACUUGGCCAUUUUUUAAAAAUCCCAUCUUGUCACAGUCCACCCCUUGGACAUCAACAGAUACCUGACAUGAAUUUCUUUUAACUACCCAAAAUUAAUAAUAAUCAAAAGAUGUUACCAAGAUGUUUCUUUAAGCGUUAUCUUGUAUUUCCGAGGUUUUAAAGACUCAUCUUUCCGUUUAACAGGGUGUGGCCAUUGUAAGCAGAUGAAACCAGACUUUGCAGAAGCUGCAGAAAUAGUCCAGAAGGAAGGGGUAAGUCACAUCUUUUACAUCUAAAAUUUUUCUAGAUUGUCAUUAGCAUUGGAUCCUGUCAAUGUGCUUUCCAGUUUGCACCUCUGUUGGGUUGCUGUAAUAAAAAUCUGCCCUUUUAGCUUGAUGUUUCAUCAUCAUUUACCUCUGACAAUAAUCUUUGUUACAUAAUGUGUCCUCAGUUGGGAGUACUUGGAGUUGUCGAUGCUACAGUAGAGAAAGACUUGGCUGAGAAGUUCAACAUUAAGGGAUUCCCAACUUGUAAGUAA
Lymnaea stagnalis (great pond snail) is the source of this 5176-nucleotide messenger RNA. NCBI's taxonomy places the organism in Eukaryota, Metazoa, Mollusca, Gastropoda, Lymnaeidae. The record is from the annotation of a GenBank genome assembly.